This is a messenger RNA of Taeniopygia guttata (zebra finch), 8136 nucleotides long. RefSeq names its product potassium voltage-gated channel interacting protein 1 (gene KCNIP1). Gene Ontology annotation, molecular function: potassium channel regulator activity; transmembrane transporter binding; calcium ion binding. Gene Ontology annotation, cellular component: voltage-gated potassium channel complex. The record is from RefSeq and is a predicted model, not a curated record. NCBI's taxonomy places the organism in Eukaryota, Metazoa, Chordata, Aves, Passeriformes, Estrildidae. Gene Ontology annotation, biological process: regulation of potassium ion transmembrane transport.
AGAUUUCCAUUCAUUCCGAGUUGGCAUCCAGCCCAAAGCCCUGGCUUCCCCUGAGACCCUCAGUGUGUCUACAGGACUCUAUAGUUUAGUAUUCACUGGAAGAGCUGCACUGAUGCUCCCUUGCUAGAGCUACAGGCUGCUGGUUGGAGCCAUAAGGGAACAGGAGGAAGAAUUAGGCUGUGUGUUUAUGUGGCUGUGCUCCAGUAAAUAUUUUGAUGCAUCUGCUGCCAGCUCUGGUCUAAGGGAAUCUACCUAGCAUUUAAAUCUUGAUGGGGAGCUGUUUUGAAUAAUAACAGUGCAGCUGGCUGUGACUCAGUGCAUGUGUGUUGACUUAAAAAAAACCCUCAAAGCUUAAUGCUUGCUGAAUGCCGAGCUGCAGUGCUUUGCUUUUUCCCUCCUCCUUCCUUCUUUUCUUUCUUGUCUGGUCUUUCUCUGUUUUGUUUUGUUCUUGGGGGCAUUUCUCAUAGAUUUUGUUCAUUGUCAGUGGAGGGGUGGGGUAAGAGGAAUAAAAAAAAUAUCCUAGCCAAAAGAAAUCCUCCCCAAAAACUCAGGAGUAGCUUUUGUAAUGGGUGCUGUCAUGGGUACAUUCUCUUCUCUACAAACGAAACAAAGAAGACCAUCAAAAGGUCCUGUGGAAGCCGGAGGAGUUUGGUGCAGCUGCUUUUCCAAAGUGUCUGGCAAGUGCUUCUAGAGGAUAAAAUUGAAGAUGAAUUAGAAAUGACGACAGUGUGCCAUAGACCCGAGGGACUGGAACAGCUUGAAGCACAAACCAAUUUCACUAAAAGAGAACUUCAAGUUCUUUACAGAGGAUUUAAAAAUGAAUGUCCUAGUGGGGUUGUUAAUGAAGAAACAUUCAAACAGAUCUAUGCACAGUUUUUUCCUCAUGGAGAUGCCAGCAUGUAUGCACAUUACCUCUUCAAUGCCUUCGACACUGCACAGAAUGGCUCCGUGAAGUUUGAGGAUUUUGUGAUGGCACUGUCCAUUUUGCUACGGGGAACUGUUCACGAAAAGCUGAGAUGGACAUUUAAUCUGUAUGACAUAAAUAAGGAUGGCUGUAUAAACAAGGAGGAAAUGAUGGAUAUCGUAAAAGCAAUUUAUGAUAUGAUGGGAAAAUACACGUAUCCAGUGCUCAAGGAAGAUGCACCAAGGCAGCAUGUAGAAGUAUUUUUCCAGAAGAUGGAUAAAAACAAAGAUGGAGUUGUAACUCUAGAUGAGUUUAUUGAAUCGUGUCAGGAGGAUGACAAUAUCAUGCGAUCCUUACAGCUCUUUGAGAAUGUCAUGUAACCAGAUGAGCACCGGAGGAGUCUGAUACUUCUGUGUAACAAAGAUCUUCUUUCUAGGUGAAAGAUUUUACAAUUGAGCCAUGUCCAGUGUGUGAGGAUUUUGUAUGACAUGUCCAACCAAAUGACAACUGAAUGCAACUGAUUCCACCUCUUUUCCCCGGAAGAUGCUGGUGGACUUUUGUUUCAUUUUGGAAGCAUGUGAAUAUUUUAAUAAAUCCUAUCAAGAGAGAACUGCUGCUCGAAGUUCCUUGAGUAAUACAGAGCAUUGUUUGCUAUGCACAAGUCCUGCUUUUAAUCUAGAAAGCUUAAUUUCCUAUGAUAACACAUGUUGAUAGCUAUUUAGCCAUCUGUUGCAAGUGACAGCUCAGUCCAUACCUCUGUUUAGCACAAUGUUCUGUGGAUGCCUUUGCCGUUAAUCUGCUUUGACAAAACCCGAAUCUGCCAGGGCAGCCUGUGAAAAAAUGAAUAGUCAAUGUACCUGGGACAUUAAUCAGACAGCCCAUAUAGCCAGUAUCCCCAUUUCUGCAGAGAUCCUGCUUAUCCUCUCACAUACACUGGUGCCACCACGCUGAGUUUAGUGGAGAUCUUCCUGAACAUAUUAACCAGGUGAUCUUCAUGCCAGGGUGAGUUAGAAAGGAGCAGAACGUGUUGCACAUAUUAAUAUAAAAUACAGAACAAAUCUUGUUCAGGAAUGGUAAGUUUCCAAGAGACCAGGCAGGUGCGUCAGGGCUGGUACAGAAAGAUGAACACCUGCUCUGGUCCCGUCUGCCUGCUGAGUCCCAGGGACACUAGGUGAUGCUCCACUGUGCAUCUCAGCAGCACCACGGCCAUGUGCUCUGGUCCUUUUGCUGUAGUUUGGCACACAUUUCCUAGGUUCAUCACUGGAUGUUACAGUCAGGUCUUACACCCUCUUAUUUAAGCUUUCUUGAUUGACUUAGUGAAGAGCAAAGAUGCAGCUGUGUUUCAACAUACAGACCUUGGCAACCACAAAGUGCCCAGUACAUUUGACUGGGAGUUCUUAAAUUCUUAUUAGCCUCAGAAUCAGCUCCCAGGCCCCAUAUUUUUUUCCUACAAGGCAGUAGCAAGCCUUGUAUAAGCCCCAUUUCUUUGCUAAUGCCAAAUAGAGUAUUGGUUUAGGGUUUUGGGUUUUUUUAAUUAAUAAAACAUUAAAGUUCAUGCAGUGUAUUUACACCAAGGUUGGAUGAUUUGUCAGCUAGGGAAUGUCAGAGCCUUCUGUGAAGAAGACUUUUAGGAAAGCUGACCCACCAGAGUGCCAUUGCCAUCUCCAGGCAGACAAUGGCUGAGUAGUGAAGGGAAAGAGGGAACAGCCAACUCUUCCAGCUGCUCAAACCACGCAGAUGGGACAGUCCCUGCUGUAGUGCUGCAUCACUCCCAUCCACUAAGCAUCUAUUUUUAUUGUGUUAGCACAGAAGAUAUAUUUUAAAAAUUAUCUAAGUGGAAGGUUUUUAUAAUACAGAAUAUACGGAAUUCCUCACUUCUAUAGCCCUAGUUUUAUAAAAAAUUCAUCUAUUGAAUCAUUCCUGACUACAGAAGUAGGUCUGAUCAGUCCUAGCAUAAUGAUAAUGCCAAUUCCCCAAGAUGGGGCAUUUUCCCCUUUUACUGUGCUCCUCCAUACACUUCUGUGUAGUCUUAACUUUAUUUCUUUAAGUUGUUCCCUUGUCAUCAAAAGUGCUAUUCAAGUGAAUGCAGGAAUGACAUGUCUGCAGGAAUGACACCUUAGUCCAUCUUGUUAAUUGCCUUUCAUACAAAUACCAUUAGUGUAUUCCUCCAAGAAGUGAUCUAGCAGCUCCAUGAGGGGCUGGGAUUUGCAGGAGUGAUGCCCUGCUGUGGGAAUACCUUUCCUCCAGUUGUUGGGUCAUUUAGGUUUUAUUUAACAGGCACUUCAUAAAGACAUCAGUUGUAGCUGAAAUAAUACACAGGUUACACCAUUCCUUCUUGAUUUUUCUUGCAAUCACUUUAGCAAAUGACAGAAUUUAAUAUAUUUACGAGGUUUUCUCUUCCACCAAAACUGCUUAAUCUGUUAUUCUAAGCAGUUCACUUCAGCAGAGGAAGAAGUGGCCAGGACAAUGGAAAUUAAGCAUUUGGAUCGGGCUAGCACAGUGCCUUUUUCCUCUGAUAGUCUUGCUUCAAGGGUGCUCAUGAGACGGCACAUACAUACGGAAGUGUUUGGAAUGUGCCCUUUUCGAAAGAAAACAUUAUUAGUUGCAUGAUGCCAUAGUCCUUGAAGCUAAAUUAAUUUCUGGAGUUACUGUGAUUAAUUUGGCCUCCUCUGUGUUUCCUGGCCCUGCUGGUGGCAGUUCUGUGGGGGCUGCCUUUGUCACCAGGCUGACACUGUUUUCUCUUGAGUGUGGCUCCAGUUCAGCAGCAAACAGCUGCUGUCACUGUCAGUGCAUGCUGACGUGCAUUGUUGAUCAGGGCACCAGUACUGACCCUGCACUUCUGCCAUCUCCUUUGCUGCUCCACCGUGCCUGCUUUUCACUGCCAGGAACAAUGAGGGUGCAUCAGACAGAGAGGGACAUACUGAGAGCCACACUGAGUCUGCCCUUAGAAGAUAAUGAGCUUUGAUUUGGAUCCCACUGGAGUCAGUCCCCUCCCACACGCCCCUGAUGUUCAGCCCUGGGUUGAGCUCUGUGCUUCACCUGAAGCCCACAGUAGCUGGAGGACUUGCAAGAUGUCACCCACAGUUGCAUUUUCCCAAAACUCAGAUUGCAGAAUCUAUCUGUGGCAGAGUCCUUGCCAUUGCAAACCAAAUUAUUUCCCUGUGUUUGUCCUGAUCCCACUGUUACAGCCAGAGGCUGGAAUGCACCAGUGCUUAGAACACCUCUGGGUUUUCCAUCAGCAGCAUCUGUCCAUGGCAGGUGUGCUCCAGCCAGCAGGUGAGACAUCAGUGACUGUGAGAGAGCUGCUCUCUGCAUGGAAAUGGCUUUGGGUUUGUUUUUCAUGUUUUCUGUGAAUGUUACUGUACUGUAAACUUGCCAAGCCUCUUGCUCAUAAACGGGGCUUGCAAUAUUUAUGACAAACACUACUACAGAUUUCUAAAUAAAACACACUAUGCUACUCCAGCCUCCCACCCUCCUCAGUACUCCUGCCAGUAGUCAGAAGGCAGUCAGAUUCUCUGGCAGCGCUAUCAACUGUGCACAUUUCCUGCAAGUUAUGAAUGUUUAAAUAAUGUCUGAAUCAGGACUCUGACUGUUUCACUAGUUACAAACAUUAGUUUGCAUCUUCAUGCCAGCAUUUUAUAAAGAAAGCCUUUCUAACAUGCAUUUUAGGUAACAAUUUGUUGACAAAUAGGAAUGUGAUAAAUGAUAAUGCAAAAAAAGAAAAAAAAAAAAAAAGGAAAAAAAAAAGUACCAUGCCUGUUCUGUGGCUGUUUGUUUUCCCGUUCCUCUGAAUGCAAUCCAAUAUUAUGAGUACCAUAAGCCAAGCUAAAAGCUUGAGACACAAAUACCUUGAGGUUCAGGCAUCGUGGGCCGUGGCAUUUCCUGACUGCAAUAUGUGUUGAGAACAAUCACCCUUGUGUCUGUGGGUCGCCUCUGGUGAGAUAGUAGCAGCAGUGUGUCAAAAUUUUCUUCUUCUUUAUGAAAGUCCCAUGAAAGACCUAAGGAAAUGUGCAAAUAAUGUAAAUUGUGAUAAGUAAAGCCAUGUUAGUGGAUCAGCCAUGUAUAGCUUCACUGUUGCAAAUGCUCUUCUCCGAUGGCAAUUUGUAUUCAAUUUUGUUGAAUGGUUUUAAAAAUGUUGGUUUUAAUAAUAAAAAGGAAUACCUGUAGGAGGGCAUCCUUUCUUAAACCCAAUAUGUAUUUUUUCUCAAGGGACACUGUCAGGUUAAAAAUUUGCAAUGACACUUUUAAAAGUGGGACUGAAACAUAUCUGGGGGCGGGGAGGCUGUGAAACCGUAGUAUGCUGUGAGCUAACAAUGCCAAUGAUUUAUUUGCAUGACUGAUUCAGAGGUGCUCUUACAUUUGAUGUAGUGGCAUACACUGAACUUGUGUACAGUUCAAAAAUAUUCUUCUGCCUGCACCACUGAUAGUAACUCAGGGUAGUGAAAACUGAAGGCUUACAGGCAUGACUUUUCUCUUCCACAGUUCUACUUAAGUAUAAGCAGGAAAACAGACAAUCGUGUUAAAAAAAAUGCAAACACUAUUUUAUGGUAUAGAUAAGAAAAAUAACCUAAAACAUCAGUGUCCCUUCAGCUUUGGUUUAUUGUAAGCAUCCAUUCUGACACACUGAGGAAUGCAGAAGUGAUUUUGCCAGACUAUAUGUAUAUGUGUACAUAUUAUAUAUAUAUAUAUAUAUAUAUAUAUAUAUAUAUAAAUAUAUAUAUAUAUAUAAAUAAAUAUAUAAAUAUAUAUAUGUUUGCUAAGCUCCAUUGUGUAGGGUAUUAUCUGUCUACCAGUACAUCCCAGGAAAAAGAACAUUCAUCCAUGCAGAAAUACGGAAAUAAAGGUGUCUGUGUGAAACGUGGUCUUGGUGUCACUGCAGUGCCUGCCCAGCACUCAUUCCCGCAGGGACCUCCUGUUCCCAGAGAGAGCAGGGCCCUCUGGACAAUGCCAGACUGGAAUUCUUGCUCCCUCUGCAAGAGGAAGAUGUGCUAACUGCCUGUCCAACACCUCUCUAUCCCUGGGAUGUGUCCCAGCUGCUGUCAGGCAAAGCAGGCUUGGGCUCAAAGCACGUGCGUAGGCUUUUUGUUCACUUUUUGGCUGAGAUUUGUUCAAAUGUCUGGUGAUGCCUGAGUUACUGCUGUGAUAUACUGGACAACUCUGGUUUUAUUCUGAGCCCAUCACUAUUGCAGUCUGAGCAUCUUGUCCUGCUGCUUCAGGGGUCCAGGGCAUUGCACCUGAUGGAUGGAGGGACAGUGGGGAGGGAGCAACUCUGCACUGGCCCAGGGGCUAUCUCUCACUCUGGAGUACAGUGGGGGAGCCUCAGGCAUGUGCUACAACUCAGCACAUGCAAAGUUACUUUGGAAUCUAAUAAUAGCCUUUUAUUUUUUACUGAGAUGUUAAUCCUAUAACCUUUGCUUAACCACACAGGUCCAGCAAACUGGAAAAGGAGGAGGCCCAAACAUAUUAGCACAUGAAGUCCUUUCAUCGCAUCAGAUCUGCACUGUGUGGGAUCAGGCAUGGGAGCUGCAGGAGCAGAAAUUUUGUGUGAUGGAGAGUUGGUGACAGACCCACCCCUGCUGCUUGGCCAGGAGAGGCUGGUUCUCUAUGAACAAGACCCCUGUCCCCAUCACCCUCCAGGAGGUCGGAAGUAAUGAACUGACAAUCUCCAGAGCCUCAGUGGAUGUGGUUAUUUACAGCCUGUUCUGUUAAAACUUCCCUUGUUGUCUUGCAGAGGAAAAGUCUCUCUUUCUCCAUCUGUUCUUAUAGAGACUGGGAAUUGCUGUGGGGCUCUGGCUGGAAGCCCCCACAGCAGGAAGGUGCCUCCUGAGCACAGGGUGAGUUGUCACAUUGCCUGGGUCAUUCUCCUAGGGACUCACCUGCUGUCCUGUCCAUGUGCACAGCAGCCUGUGAGGAACUUGGGGGGUAUGGGGUGAUCCACACUCCUUGUUCAGGACAAGGGCUUCUGCAAAGGGUGAACAGGGCUCCUGGUGGUGGGGAGAGGGGGAUGUUUCCUUUAGGACCUGGGACACUUCCAAAGUUUCUUGUUGGGAUUUGCACCCACAGCCAGCAGCCAUGAAAUGGAGAAGGGGAAGAGCAACAGUGCAGAGUUCUCCUCUCAGGAAUCUGCUCUGCUCUGAAGUCUGGCUGCAGGAGAUGGGCCUGGACAGUCACUGCCCUCACCCAGAUAACAAAGCACAGGAAUGAGCCUGAAUGCUCUUUGCAGCUUUGAGCUCCCUUCCCUGCAGCACAGUUUUUCUUGGGACACAUCCAAACCUAGCCCUAGUUUCCUCUGCCUCGACUGAUAGAGCACACCAGGGAUACACUGCCCCAGUGUUUUAGAGUCUGUGCUCUUUACAUUGCAGAGGAGUGAAUACAUUGAUGUUGUGAGGGAUGCAGGGGAAGAGCCCACUGCUAGUAAUGUCCAGUCAUCUUGUUGUUAAAAUGUCUGUGAAAUGUUAGUACUGAUCCAGGAUUUUCCAGAAGAACAAUAAGUUAUUUUAAAACGUUGAUUUUAAAAAAAAUCAAAGAUUGCUUUUACAAUCCCAGGGUUAAAUUGAAUUUGUUGACAUUUACACAGAAACUGAUCCAAUCUUUGUGUUCUAAUUAUCUUAUUGAUUUACUUAUAAAUCAAUAUAAAUUGAAAAUAUAUAACAGUGUAAAUAUACACGAAGAUAAAUGUCAGCACAAUGUUUUCUGUCUGAACAAAUCUUCUAAAUUGUAGAGAACUCAGAACACAAAGAUUUACCAAAACCUUGUUUUCUUCACACAGCUCAAGUUGUUAUGGAAGAGCAUUUGUCACCAAACAGUUAAAAGUAAGAAGAAUAAUACCCAUUGUGGUGGGUGAGCAUUGCACAGGUGGGAGGCACACUGUCUGUGCUGUAACUGAUAAUGAGAAAAGCUUAUUGGAAAAACCUAUCGAUGUGUAUGACAAACUGAGUUGCAAAAAUACUUGUAAAUAUUUCUCAAUUUUUGUUUCAGACUUCUAAAAAUUUACCUCACUUUAUUUGCCUUAUUUUAUUUUGCAUUAAGAUGUGAUAUCAUAAUGCUUAGAUCUUGAAGAACAUCUACUACAAACAAGUUACUGAAUUGCUUUUGGUUCCUUUGGUAUUCAAAUGAUCAAACUAUGCACAAACAAAUGAGAUACUUUGAAAGGCAAGGAAGGCAAGAGAUUUCUAUCCCAGCAAUACUUUGUAGUGAUUUUACCAAUUAAAUAAAAUGAACAGAAUAUCAAA